AUGUCUUCUGAUUCUUGUAAUUCCGCCUUGUUCCCCCUUGCACCAUUGGAAAGAUGGAUUCAGUUCACUCAGACCGAGAUCAUUGGCAUCAGAGGAGAUUUGGAGCAGACAAAAUCCUCCAUGCAAGCUGCUCAGACCAUUCAGAUUCAACAGAUUACUUCUUUGCAGGCUCAACUGGAUGAUCUAAAACGGGCCAAUCAAGAAACACGAGAUCGUCUUCACCUUUUCCGAGCUGAAGUGAGUGAUUGUAUGUCUGCGCUGCAAUUUCGUGUAGACAAUCUUGAACGAUCCAACCGGACAUUUCUAGAUGAUGUCGCACUUUUAGGACAGCGUUUGAACGAGAUCAUUGCUCUUACCAAGAAUCUUUGUGAAGAGCUACAUCAGAACUUUCCCAAUUCGACUAGUUUGAGCGAUCUGGAUGCAAUUAGGAUCAAAGAAGCCAGCCUCCUGCAGCGCCUGUCCUGGCACAUGAUGGAAUGGGCGCAGCAGAAUCCUGAAGGCGUCUGCUCACUGCCUACCGGCAAGACGCCUGAGUAUUUCAUCAAGUGGGUCCAGCGGAUCCUGCAAAACUGGGGCUCCGAUCCCAUCCAGAAAGAGGUGAAGAAGUACGGGCUCCAGCCCGAGAAGCCGAAUCUGGGAAAGCUGACUUUUGUGCAGAUCGAUGAGUUCUAUCCCAUCUCCCCAGAGCAGCACAACAGCUUCUAUCACUACGUGAGCGAGUACUACAUCAAGGGCUUCGGCCUGGACCCACAGCGGGCGCUGCUAAUGGACUGCUCCAAGAUCGGCCUGGAUCUUCGGGAGCCCGGCUAUGGUCCGACUGGCGAGCCGCGAGACUACGUGAAGCAGGCACUGUCCAUGGCCGACGUGUGGCCCACUGGUGAGGUGGACCUGAGCCUCCGCACGCGCGACCCAACGACGCGGCAAGAGCUGCUCCAACAGCGCGUCCUGCGCCAGGUUGACCAGUGGUGCUCGGAGUACGAGGCAAAGAUUCGCGCCCUGGGAGGUAUCGGCUUCUUCAUGGGUGGCAUUGGCCCCGACGGGCAUGUGGCCUUUAACUGCCAAGGUUGCGACCAUUUCGCCACUACGCGGCUGGAUCAGCUCAACUACGCUUCCCAAGCCGCCGCAGCCGGUGAUCUGGGCGGCAUCGAGACUGUGCGCAGACGCAAGGUGAUCACCAUCGGCCUCGGCACCAUCACCUACAACCCGAGCUGUGUGGCCCUGAUCUGCGCGGCGGGGGAGGCCAAAGCGCAGGUUGUGCGGAACGCCGUGCAAGAGCCAGCGCACGUGAACUUCCCGGCCACUGCGCUGCAUCAGCUUCCUUCGGCGGCCUUCUUCGUCACCACCGGCGCGGCAAAGCUACUGGAUCGGCGUCAGCUGCAGCUCGUGGAGAGGAUGCCAAGCAUCAGCCCCAGCGUCAUCGAGCGCGUGCUGGUCUCGCUGUCCGGACUCCGGCGGAAGAAGCUUCUUGACCUCUCUGAAGAGGACCUCGAAGCGUGUCCGCUGGCUCGUUGUGCCGUGCGGCGGGCCGGGCGCCCGCUGGCUACCCUGGCCGAGGAGGUUCGGCAGUCGCUGAUCAGCAAAAUCGAGCAGGGAUGUCGCGUGAGAGAGAACACCAAGUUCUUGCACACAGAGCCUCACCAUGACGACAUCAUGCUGGGCUACCUCCCAGCAGUUAUGCGCAACACGCGGGUGGCCUCCAAUCGACACCACUUUGUCUGCGCCACCAGCGGCUUCAACUCGGUUUCGAACACCCACAUGCUGAAGAUGUUGGCACGCGUGGAGAGUUUCCUGUCCACGCCGACGUUUGAGCGCCUGGCCAAGGAGGGCUAUUUUGGACCAUCCUCCCUGGACUUCCGCCGGCGCGAUGUGUGGAAGUUCCUUGAUGGCAUCGCGGCUGCCGACGACGAGCUGCGGGAUGAGGGCGCUGCUAGGAGGCUAGUCUACAACCUGUCUGUCAUCUUCGGGGAUUCCGCCGGUACUGGCGACGCGAGCAAGCUCAUGGAGCGGGUGGCCACCUUGAAGAGUUACUUCUCCAAGCAGUACGCUGGGCAGAAGGAUGUGAAAGAGGUCCAGAUCCUCAAAGGGGCCUGCCGGGAGUUCGAGGCUGAGUGUGUCUGGGGCUACAUUGGCUGGCAGCUGCCGCACAUCUCACACCUACGACUUGGUUUCUACACGGCCGACAUCUUUGCACCGGAGCCCACGCAGCAGCGCGACGUGCUUCCGAUUCUGAAGCUCCUGCGGGAAGUGGAGCCAGAUGUGGUCAGUGUGGCUCUAGACCCCGAAGCGUCGGGUCCAGACACCCAUUACAAGGUGCUGCAGGCCGCCACGGCUGGCCUGCAGCAGUAUGCCGAGGAGACCGGUCGCCAGGACAUCACUGUAUGGGGUUACCGCAAUGUGUGGUUCCGUUUCGAGCCGCACGAGGUCUUUUCUUCUUUGAUUCACAUCCAGCUUUGCAGCAGUCAGUGCAAAGUGGCGCUCAAGGCCUCUAUUUUGGACGAUGACGACGACGAAGAUGGUGACUCGCCCCGAAACGAGUGGUCAGCUGCAGUCAGCACCCAGCGAUGUUUUCCUUGCUUGAGGUCGCGCCCUUCCAUCUCAGUUCGAGUCUGUUUCCCGAAGCUCCACACAGGUGUGCCACCAGACGUGGACACAGUUGCUGCGAUCGCUGAGCCUCACGCGGAGGCAGAAGAAGCAAGCGAAGAACAGGAAGAAGGCAUGGUGGUUGUGUCUGGCAUUCUAGAAGCUGCUAAGGGUCGAGUUUACUCGACACGGGAGAGACGUCCAGUCUGA
This is a messenger RNA of Symbiodinium natans, 2790 nucleotides long. The record is from the annotation of a GenBank genome assembly. NCBI's taxonomy places the organism in Eukaryota, Dinophyceae, Suessiales, Symbiodiniaceae.